Messenger RNA from Thyridium curvatum, 1296 nucleotides. RefSeq lists its product as uncharacterized. Lineage: Eukaryota; Fungi; Ascomycota; Sordariomycetes; Thyridiales; Thyridiaceae. The record is from RefSeq and is a predicted model, not a curated record. The coding region runs from base 1 to 1296 and encodes 431 amino acids. The transcript is spliced from 2 exons.
AUGUCAGGGAAGUCGGCAGGCCCUCCGGCUGACACUGCCAGCUCCGUGGAGGUCAGCGCAUCUUCGGACAUGACUUACACGAGGCCUCGAACGAGGCAACGGAUCCGGAAGACCCCAGCUCAGUUGCAUGUGCCGGAUAUCAAUGACGAUGCUGCGGAACGGAAGAGGGUGCUGAACGUGCUGGCCCAGAGAAGAUAUCGAGAGCGCAGGAGGAAGGGAAACAAUGCCAGUGAUACGUCUAAGAAGAGAGAUGCCACAACAUCUUCUCAAGCGCCAUCUUCAUGCAGCCAAACCCCAGGAGCUAGCUCCAGUCGCAGCUCGGAGGAAGCCGCGGGCAGACAGAAUGACCUGGAGUUGGCCAGGUCCACUGAAGCGGUACCGUUGGACAUGGACGUGUUUCUCGACGGGGAAAUCGACCCGUCCUGGCCAGCAACUACGGCAGAAUUUCUUGCAGGCCCUGCGCUCUCGACCACCGACGACUCCUCGACAACGGAUCUGACACUGGGGGCUGCGCUCGGCAACGAUUUGACACCGUCCACCAUCGACCCUUCCAUACUCACCGCCUUCUCCUCUUCGUCACCCUCGACCACCUCGACGUCCAUGACCACGCCGCCGUCUUUCCCCGACACCUACCUGCUGCCGAUGCCGCAGCUCACCCUGCUCAAGGGGCUCCUGCGCGUCGCCUUCCGGCUGGGCAUCAGCUCGGAGAUCUGGCACCCGCAGACGCUGUCGCCCUUCUACCUGGGCACCGUCAAGCCCGAGACGGCGGCGGCGCUGCCGGCGUCGUGGCGGCCGACGGCGACGCAGCGCACGGUGCCGCACCACCCGGUGCUCGACCUGCUGCCGUGGCCGGCGGCGCGGGACCGCAUGAUCCAGGUGCUGGCGCUGCCGACGAGCGCGGACGGCGGCGGCGGCGGCGGCGGCGGCGGCGGCGAGGAAGACGCGGAGCUGGUGGGCAUGAUGCCGAUGGGGGGCGGGGCCGAGUGCGACCGGGCGCUGGUGCUGUCGCGGCUGGUGUACGACAUGGAGGACGGGGCCGAGGGCCUGCGGAUCUGGGGCGCGGACCCGUACGAGGCCGGGGCGUGGGAGGUGGGGCAGGUGGUGUUUGAGCGGUGGUGGUUCAUGUUUGACCGCGAGAUUGUGGACCAGAGCGACCGGUGGAGGGAGAUGAGGGGCGCGGCGAGGCUGAGCCUGGGUCGCGGCGGCGGCGGCGGCGGCGGGAAUGGGAUGGAUAUGGGCGGCGGCGGGUUCGGGAUGAUGGCCGGGAUGGGGCCGGCGGCAGGAGCCGGGAGUUAG